AAUUAAUGGACGCAGACAUAUUCCGAGAGAUGUUUCCUUCAGAUUAUAUGAAAAGAUUUUUGGAGAAAAAUGUUAGAAUAGACGGGAGAUAAUUUAACUAGCCCAGGUAGAUUGUUGUUGAAUUUGGAGAAGGAUUAACUAACUAUUAGUAUGCGGAUUGCUUUAUUUCAGUCAAACAUGUGAUUCGAGAGAUAGAGUUAAAGGAAGUGGAUCUAAAUUAGUGCAUUAGUAUUAGUAUGUAAUGAGACUAAGGAUUGUCAAUUAUUAUGGAUAAUCAGGAGGAAUUAAGUAAUAUAGAUAAGGUCAGAAUCGAAAAGCACUACCUAAAUUAAAUUUAAGAUGUCGUACUCCAGAUUGUGGAUCCUCAAAGAUUGAGAAAUCAAAAUGGCAAAGUUUAAUAAAUUGAAUUAUAAAUCAGAGUGGCUGGGGCUGAUGGAUCAUUAUUGUCCCAUCUGAUCACCUUUGUUUCGUUUUCCUUAUAGCAAAGUAAAUUUGAGUGAUUAAAUAUCUUAGUUAAGCAUUUCGAGACUCAAAAUUCAAUAGUGUGCAAGGAGAUCAAAUGUUAAACUUUUGCUGUGUUUGAAGGUCACAUUUUUAUAGACCCCUCUGAUUUUGAGGAGAAGAAUUCAUCGGUUAUUUCAGUGAUCCACAUCUAAGGAGAUGAGCAAUUCAUUCUGAAGAAACAUGACGGCAAACCACUGAAUUAUAAUUUAAUAUAAUAAGUUAUUUAAUUAUUUUGA
Paramecium octaurelia is the source of this 740-nucleotide messenger RNA. NCBI's taxonomy places the organism in Eukaryota, Ciliophora, Oligohymenophorea, Peniculida, Parameciidae. The record is from the annotation of a GenBank genome assembly.